This is a messenger RNA of Chroicocephalus ridibundus (black-headed gull), 5965 nucleotides long. RefSeq names its product solute carrier family 38 member 2 (gene SLC38A2). Gene Ontology annotation, biological process: L-glutamine transport; amino acid transmembrane transport. Lineage: Eukaryota; Metazoa; Chordata; Aves; Charadriiformes; Laridae. Gene Ontology annotation, molecular function: L-glutamine transmembrane transporter activity. Gene Ontology annotation, cellular component: plasma membrane. The record is from RefSeq and is a predicted model, not a curated record. The coding region runs from base 1525 to 2715 and encodes 396 amino acids. The transcript has 13 exons.
UGGAAAUAGAUAAGUAUGCUGAAUGUUCAAGAACAAGUGAAGAGUAGCAUUUAGUUCUAAAUUGGCCUUACUCUGUUGCCAGAUUUCCAGAAAGGUGUAGGUCAGAUUUACUUACGGAUAACUUCACAGCAUAUCGGGGUAGUAUUUAAGUUUCCUGAUGAAACUACCGAUGUGUAAAGUUUUGAUCUAAAGGAUUUUGUUUUAAAUACGUGGUGAUUUGUUAAUUUUUUGCUAAAACAUUCACUUAGAUGAUGCUAGACUGAAGGAACAAUUUAGCAGCAUGAAUUCAGAAGAGAUAGAUACUUCAUCUCUUUACGCAUCAGUUUCAUGCUCUAAAGAUGUUCUGCAGCACGUGUAGGAUAAUCAGCAUAAUGCACAUUAGGACAUCUCUGUGGAGAGGAAAAAAAGGAUGUAAGGUUAGAUAUUUGAACAGAUUUGCAUAUAAUUAUAUAAUGGGCGUCCAUUUUUCUGAAGAAAAAAGUGCUCAAAACCGUCAAUGUAGCCAUUAGGUACUGAGGCCAUUUAGUUACCUUUCAUUUGCAGAUACUGCAUUCGGAUCUAUUUGCGUUAGUACUGUUUCAAAGAUAAACGAGCUUGUUACCUUUCAGAACUCAGUGUAGUUUGUAUAGUUCCAAGGCAGGAAAGCAGUCAAUUGCUGAUGAUACUGAGGAUUUAUGAUGACACCGCAGGCUUUGCAGACAUCCUUUAAUAAGCAGGUUACAGAUUCAGAUCCAGAUGCGGUUGAUUAAAGGCAGUAAAUUCUUCGAAGGCUCUGUGGAGUCACUUGUGUCAGUGCUGUGACUUGUCACUUGUGUCAGCACUAAAUAAAUGAAUGAUACGGUCUGGAAGCCAGAAACGGAGUGAGCUUGGAGAUGAGUUUGCCGACUGGUCCUGUCAACGCUGCAGGCAGCCAUUCGAGGUUAGGACUGAGGGGUGCGGGAUCUGUGCUGCUCUAAUGAAAUGCAACCCUUGCACAUCUCGCUGUGCUGUUCCUAGUCGGUGCUUGAAUUAAAUCCUGUCUAAUCUCGACCUGUCAGAAAUACAGAGGUUUAUUUGCGUGCAUGUGUUGGGGUUGAAUUGUCACAGUAACACAACUUUCCUGGAUUCCUCGUGCGGAUCUUGUGAAGCUUUUCUCAGAUGUUCUUGUUUCCAGUUUGUGCUGUGUUUACUAAUUUCACUGAUGUUAAAAAUGACACAAAAGCAAAUGUAAAGAGUACUGUGGGAGCUCUAAAUGGAGCUCGCCAUUUUUGAGCAGAUGUGCUGAUUCUUAGCUUUUUUAUAAAGCAGAGUGCUUGUAUUGGUAUAAGAAAGGCAUGGGGUUUUUUGAAUGUGUUGUAAUUUUCCACUGUGUUCUUCAGCAGCUGAGAAGUCCCCCCUAGCGUGCCACUCCAGGAAGUGCAUUUGUUGUGGGAGAGAUUUCUUGUUGAGAGAUCCGAAUUUUAGACGUUGCAAAUGUGCUUCUGGAAAUAAUAGAUAUUGCCUGUAAGAGCUGUGGGGAAGAUAAACAAGCCACUAGCGAUUCCCAUGAUACUCCUGCUGUUUGUCUCGAUAGUUUCUUUGUAUUCAGUGCAUCUCCUUUUGAAGACUGCCAAUGAAGGAGGAUCUUUAUUGUAUGAACAGUUGGGAAUGAAGGCAUUUGGUAUGGCUGGAAAACUUGCUGCUUCUGGAUCAAUUACAAUGCAGAACAUUGGAGCUAUGUCAAGCUACCUCUUCAUAGUGAAAUAUGAGUUACCAUUGGUCAUCAAGACAUUUAUGAACAUCGAAGAGACCACAGGAGAAUGGUAUCUUAACGGCGACUAUUUAGUGCUGCUGGUGUCUGUCAUCCUCAUUCUUCCCCUGUCCUUACUGAAAAAUUUAGGGUAUUUGGGCUAUACCAGCGGCUUUUCCUUACUUUGCAUGGUCUUCUUUCUGAUUGUUGUAAUUUGGAAGAUGUUUCAGAUUCCUUGCCCAAUGGACAGUGACUUCAUGAACAUGACAUUAGCAAAUCUGACAGUGGCGCCUUUAGUAAAUGAAAACAUAACAAGCGAUGAUAUGUGCAAGCCAAAAUAUUUCAUCUUCAAUUCACAGACUGUCUAUGCUGUCCCAAUCCUAACGUUUUCUUUUGUCUGCCAUCCUGCAAUUCUUCCUAUCUAUGAAGAACUGAAAAGCCGAAGCCGUAAAAGAAUGAUGAAUGUGUCCUAUGUAUCUUUUUUUGCCAUGUUCCUCAUGUAUUUAUUGGCUGCUCUUUUUGGAUACCUGACAUUUUAUGGAAAUGUGGAACCAGAGCUGCUUCACACCUACUCUGCUUAUCUGGGUGCUGAUGUUCUUCUUCUUAUUGUGCGUCUCGCUGUACUUAUGGCUGUAACCCUUACUGUACCUGUAGUUAUUUUCCCAAUCCGCAGUUCCAUCACCCAGCUGUUGUGGGCAGGGAAGGAGUUUAGAUGGUGGCGUCACUGUUCCAUUACAGUUGCUCUGCUGGUGUUUACCAACGUGCUUGUUAUCUUUGUCCCUACUAUCCGAGACAUCUUUGGAUUCAUCGGUGCAUCUGCGGCUGCCAUGCUGAUCUUCAUACUUCCUUCUGCCUUCUAUAUCAAAUUAGUGAAGAAGGAACCAAUGAAGUCAGUGCAAAAGAUUGGGGCUGCGUUCUUCUUUCUAAGUGGUAUACUUGUGAUGACUGGGUGUAUGACACUGAUUAUUCUAGACUGGACCCAGAAUGUUGCAUCUGAUGGCCAUUAACUGUCCUGGUUUAAUCUCUAAUCCUCCACUUCAAAUGCCAGUGUUCACUCAGUACCACUGAGAAUCAAAAUGAGCUAUUCAGCUUCCUUUAAAAUGCAGAUUCUUUGUUGAUGGUUCUUCUGAUUGUAGAAUACCCGAACUCUGCCUUUAAGAAACUAUUCUGCAUGAUGGAAGUGGAUUUUAACAUCAAACCACGUGGGUGUCUGGCUGAAGGAAGUGACAACUUUAUUCCAUUCCAGAGAAUGGACAGAACUCUCCGUAGACUUUUAUCAAGCCAUGUUUGGCUUUCGUCAUUGUUACUUGGAUAUUUUGUUAUUUUACUUGAAUGUGCCUAAUGGAACCAUUUGAUGUGAGAAAUAACUCUUUAAUUUACAGCGAAGUGUUUAAAUAACCAAUGAGAGAGAGAGAGAAACGCUAUUAUUUUUUGUACCAAAAAUUCUUAUGGACCUCAAAAGCACUAUUUUGACUUUAAGAAACAUUUUUCUAAAAAGAAUAACAUAGAAGAGCUCAUAAAAAUAUUUAAUCAGCGUCCUAAAUUAAAUCUAGAGGCAUAAUUAGAAGAAAUUUUAUUUUAAAAAAUAUUUCUAAUGACCAAAAUAGAAAAUGACCCAAUUGAAGUCAAAAUUCUCUAAUUAUAAAUGCUUCCCAUGAAAUUCACUUGGUUCAAAGUAGAGUGAAAAUAAUCCUGAAAAUAAUUUAUCAGCUUACUUAAGUAACUACAGUUACCUUAGUUCCCAGAAAUGGUGUGGAAACCCAAAUUUUCAAGCUUUAAAAAAUCCACCCUUUAGAACGGGUACGUUUGAGAAAAACGUAGCUGAUCUAAGAAAUCGUAAAGAUGGCGUUGACAUUUCCCUUCUUGAGGUACUCAAUAGUGCAAUUGGGUAAAACAGGGUUUGGGGGGUUUUGCCUUUUUGUGUUUUUUCUGUUGUAGAUAUGAACUCAAUGGCUCUGGAGUAUCGCUCCAUUAAUAUAAAACUCCCUCCUGGAGUUCUUUUUAUUAAUAAGGUCCAUUUUCAGUUGUAGCAAUGUUUGUUGGAUUUUUUUCUUCUGUCCAAUCUAUCUUGACACUCUGUAGGAAAACAAAAAGGUCCUAAUGUAGUUUACUAGUUGUAUAAUACUCAAAAACUGUACAGUAUUUCUCAAAUUACUCAUCCAUUAUUGGAUUUUGAAUUACUUGACUAUUCUGUUUCUGAGUCAAAUCCACAGAAUAACUGCACCAGUAUUUCAUGCUUGGUACAAACUCUCUUCGCAUACGCAACUGGGAUUCCUCUUCCAAUUUAUACUGUAUAGUACUAUUAAAGAUAACCUCAUAGACUGGAUAGUCAUCUCAUACUUGUUUGCUUCAGAAAUAGGUAAGUUUCUUAUGAGCCCUAGCUAGCUAGCUGAUGAAACAGGUGCUGUAUGGUUGUGAUUAGCUGUUUUGUUUCUAGUGCAUGUUUACUCUUUCAUUCUUAUCCCAGGUUGAAGAGAAGUAACACUUGUUUAACAGCGUACUUGGCUUAUAAGAGGUUCUCAAACGCAACAAUACUGGGUACAAAAGCCUAGAUAGAGAUUAUUAAUGAAAUAAUCAUGGCAAUGUGGUCGACUGUCUUCAUCUGACACGAUGCGUUCAAAAUCUGAUUUACAAAGUUCCACUCAGUCAUCGUGUCAGAGGGAACAAUAAGGGCCUGUCAUCCAUCAAUUAAACAGUGCCUGAGACUUUUUUGCUCUUGUAGAAUUAAUCAGGAACAAAGCUAAAUGAUAGUCACUGUUUGGCAGAUAAUGUCAAUUUCUGCCCAGCCAUUUACUAUCUAUGAAAAAAAAUUGCAGGUAUUUUGUAUUGAUACUUCUGCAUGACUGUAAGUACUGGUCACUAAGUCUGUAGCGUAAAACUGUAAUGAGAAGUUAAGAUUCCUCUUGUGUUGUUCGUAUUAUUAGUUCGGUGGUACUCAACUGGCAAUUAACGAUCCUGGAGUCAGCACUGACGAACGCUCCUUAGGUACUUCUCUGCCUCAGGUACUGUACAUCCAUGGCGAACUAUCCCAUGUUACCUGAUCUCCACAGAAGUGCUGAGCGUGUGCCUCCUCAGUACUUUGGCAGCUUUUCCUCUUCCUCUCCGCCAAUGUAGAAAGGCGGAAGAGGAUUAAAAUGUCGUCUACCUUUGAGCAAUUUGUAGCACAUAAGGGAUGAAGCGCUUCCCUUGACAGCAUUUAAAAAGAAAGAAAAGAGAGAAAUAGCCUCCCUUCUCUCCGUAACCACGGGAAGAGGAAGGAGGUGCAAGUGAGAAGUUACUGCACAGUCCUUCUCAGCAGCCAGAGAGGAGGAAGAUUUUUGUGGCACCUCACAGUAUAUCGUACAUGUCACUUAAUUCUCUGAAUGUAGCAAUUUCCAGUUUUUUUACAUUAUGUGUUACAUCAUUUGAUGACUGGCUCUCCACCUGCAACAGUUGAGUUCCACUUGGCUGGGUUGAUUUCCAACAUCUGAUUUAUUUAAUUAAUUUUGCGUUUCCAAACCUGUCUGCUUAAAGUUACCUACAUUACAAACCACCUGAAAGAGCAGCUUCAGUAUUAAACCACUGUUUUGUCACCUCAGUUGUUAGACAUUACUGUCUUCCAUGAUAUUUCAGUCAUAAAUGUAACGUUAUUUAUAAAGCAUUAAUCCAUUAAAACUAAACCUAUUUUUCAAUAUUUAUGAUAGUCUAUGUACAUAAAUUGUAUGUGUGUAUAUACUGUAAGUAUAAUGUAUAUAAUGUAGGUUUGGAAUCCAGGAUUUAUGUAUAUAUUCCUCUCUCAUUACUGAUUGUUACAUCAUUUCAAGGAGUUGUUCAUGUUGUCCAUCUGUAUAACAACUGUCCAAGGAAAGAUUGUUUUACAACAAAAUGCAAUGCUUACAAAGAUGGAAGAAAUGUGUUACGCCUAAGGUGUGUAAGAAAACACUAAGAUUGUAUUUAUUACAAAUGUAUAUGUUGCAAUAAACACAGGAGUCACUUGGGUCCAUAAAAAGCAUCGUUCAGGUUCAUGUAUACUUUUCCUCUAAAAUUUACCAUGGAUGUUACGAUUUCCUGAAUGGAGCAAUUUAACAGCUUUUACGAUCUAACGUAUGUUAGGCCCCCAAAUUCAGGCAUCCUACGGUACAUCCGUGUACAUAUGUAAAUAUCCACUGUAUUGUUAGAGGCCAACACUCUAGCUGCAGUUGUUGGCAGGGAGUGCAACACAGUUUCAAUGAAACAUUGUAUGUUUGUUUUAACGGAAAUAAAUAAACAGAUAAUCCU